Diprion similis is the source of this 978-nucleotide messenger RNA. RefSeq names its product viral IAP-associated factor homolog (gene viaf). Lineage: Eukaryota; Metazoa; Arthropoda; Insecta; Hymenoptera; Diprionidae. The record is from RefSeq and is a predicted model, not a curated record. The transcript has 5 exons. Gene Ontology annotation, cellular component: cytoplasm. The coding region runs from base 144 to 863 and encodes 239 amino acids. Gene Ontology annotation, biological process: protein folding.
UAGGUAUGUGUUUGCGAGCAGUGGGAUGGGAAGCAGUGCCUCCGCGUGGAAAUCUAAGCUUUUUUUGCCUACUCCUAAGAGAAUUCUGUAGACAAUCGUUUUUUCGUAUAAUCAAUUGUUAAUAUCUUUACCUCCAACACAAAAUGCAAGACCCAAACGAAGAUACCGAGUGGAAUGAUGCGCUAAGAAAGCAAGGAAUUAUUCCUGAAAAACAAAAGGAAAAAGAAAUCACAGAGGAUCAAAUUGUCAAUCUCUUAGAAAGUACAAUCGAUAAAAAAUUGGGCCGAGCCAGCCAUAAUGCGGACAGUCUAACACUCGACGAGCUAGAUGAACUUGAAGAUGAAGAAGAUGAAAAAGUGCUGUUGGAAUACCGGAGAAAAAGGAUAGCUGAAAUUAAAGAACUUACUGAGAAUGCAAAAUUUGGCGAAGUUAGAGAAAUAUCGGCUCAAGAUUAUGUUCAAGAAGUCAAUUGUGCCGGAGAAGACAUUUGGGUUGUUUUACAUCUCUACAAGCAAGGGAUCCCCCUGUGUUCCCUACUGAAUCAACACUUGACAUCUUUGUCUAGAAAGUUCCCAGCAACGAAGUUUCUGAAAAGUAUUUCUACAACUUGUAUUCCAAAUUGGCCAGACAGAAAUUUGCCAACGAUUUUCAUCUAUAACAACGGAAACAUGGUUAAGCAGUUCAUCGGCCCAAUUGAAUUGCGUGGAAUGAAGAUCACUGAAGCAGAGCUAGAAUGGUUACUUGGCCAAGCAAAAGCCGUGCCCACAAAGAUAACUGAAGAUCCGAGACCUAAGGUACGUGACGUACUAUUUUCAACUUUGAAGAAUCAAAACGAUGAUCUUGCCGAUGACAACGAUUGGUGACAUAAUUACUUGAUUUCGAUUUUAACUUCACACAAAUAACGAAAGAAUAGAUUUUAUUUAACGGAAUUUAUAUUAUAAAAAUAAUAAAGAAAUAAAGAAAUAUAUACAAAAAUAA